Messenger RNA from Closterium sp. Yama58-4, 4704 nucleotides. NCBI's taxonomy places the organism in Eukaryota, Viridiplantae, Streptophyta, Zygnematophyceae, Desmidiales, Closteriaceae. The record is from the annotation of a GenBank genome assembly.
AUGGCUGCGUUGACGCGUCCAUUGGCCAACCUUUCCCUCGCGGGAAAUGCGGUGGCUAAGCAGGGAAGCCAUGGACCGUUGCAAUCAGAGCUGCUCGGGUCCCCCGUCCUUUCCUCGACCAGUCCAGCCGCUCCCAUUCAGGCAGGCUGCGAAGGAACGGUUAAAAUCUCGUGCAGGGUACAGACCGGUCCUGUCACCGCAAGGGCUAGCCUAACCAGCAAGAGCAGCCGAGCGACGUCGUCCGCGCGUCGCAACGUCGUCGCGCACUCUCGCAAGAGAAUGUUCGACGAUCCGUUCGAUUACGGCGAGGAUCCAGAUUUGGAGUACGGAGAUCUGCUGUCGUCAGGCAAGCAAGACGCCGUCGACCCUCGUCCCCCCACCGACACCUCCUCCAACGAAGGCUGGCUUAAGUUCCCGCCUGGCCACAACCCGGAGAUUGCGUCGCUCGGGUUGUACAUUCGCGACGAUGUGCGAAGCUGUGCGAUCCUCGUCGCCGGCGGCGUGUACGAGAACCUUUUGUUUUUCCCGGUGAUUUCGUUGCUGAAGGAGAAGUACCCUGGCGUGAAGAUCGACGUGGCGGCUCCGCCACGUGGCAAGCAGACAUACGAGAUCAACAAGAACGUACGACGCGCGUGGGUGUACGACCCUGAAGAUCCGUUCGUGACUCCCGCCGAAUACACCGAGUUCCUCGGCAAGCUCAAGAACGAGGCGUACGACCUGGUGCUGUCAACGAGACUGGCCGGUCUUGGUCACGCGAUGUUCCUCUUCCUCUCCGACGCGCGUCAGCGCGUGUCGUACGUGAACCCCAACGCCAGCGGCGCGGGCGCGGGCGUGUUCCUCUCGACCGCCGUGCGCACGGAGAAGGAGAACCUCGCGGAGGACGGCGCCCACAUGUACAAGGAUUUGGUCGAUCUCCUCUUGGAGCCGGUGCGGGGAGGCCCAGCGCUCUACCUGCCGCCGCUGCAGGUGAACCUGCCGCGCAAGGUGCGCAAGGUGACGCGCGAGAAGACGGCCGCGGCGGGCGUGGCGCCGGGCGCGUACACGCUCGUGCACGGGGUGGAGUCCUCGUCUGCUGCUUCCAUGCGCUCACGCGGAGACACCGACAGCGCUUUGUCUCUGGCACUCCUUGCGGAAAUCGCCAAGAGCGUGAGUGGCGACCUGCUGGUGGUGGUGCCCAACGAUGCGGAUCAAGGCAAGGUGCAGAGCGCUGUGCCCUCAGCCAAGAUCGUCAAAAUCACCACUCCGGGCCAGCUUGCUGCUGCCAUUGACGAUGCAGCUGCUGUCGUCACAACCAACACUGCUGCUGUGCAACUCGCCACCGCUCUCAGAAAGCCAAGUGUGGCGCUCUUUGGCUCGUCGGACAAGGCUGCUCGGUUCGUUCCCAAUGCUGCUGACCGCAAGUGCACAGUCGUCGCAUCUGCAACCGGCAGUCUUGCCGGUAUCAGUGCCAAGGAAGUUUCUGCUGCUGUUGCAUCCCUCCCAGCCUCUGCUGCUGCCCAGAUCGCGUGGAGCCGCGCGGGAGGAUGGAGCCAAGGAGCGGCGAAUCUACGGUCGUCGCGCCGUCUAAACGGACGCGGUAUAGCCGGCUUCGAUUCCAGUCGCUUUGCGAGGCGAGGCCGGCAGCAAGAUAGAGAAAUGGGGAUCCGGUCCGCCGUGAUUCUCGACGACGUUCCACACAUUUCCGAAUGGAUUCCUGGCCUUCAGAUGUACAAUAAUCCGCUACUUCGAAGCCCUAAUCGACCUGAGAACUACUUCGUGGACAGUGAGGACGUUGUCUGCCAGAAGGCGCUCAUCAAGACGGGCAGUGUGGACGACAUUCGAGUCUUCCGUCGUUCCGGACCACGCGAGAAGGUGGCCUUCCAGCCUCAGGACGUGCGAGCGGCCAUUGUCACAUGCGGAGGCCUGUGCCCCGGGCUCAACACGGUCAUUCGCGAGCUCGUGUGGGCGCUCUGGUUCCGCUACGGCGUGCGAAGCAUCUCCGGCAUUGAUGGCGGGUACCGGGGCUUCUACAGCCGCAACCUGCUGCAGCUGGACCCGUGGAAGGUGAACGACAUCCACAAGCGCGGAGGCACCUUCCUGGGUACUUCCCGAGGCGGGCAUGACUCCACCAAGAUAGUCAACUCCAUUGAAGACCGCGGCAUCAACCAGCUUUACAUCAUAGGAGGGGACGGCACGCAGCGAGGCGCAGAGAUCAUCUAUGAGGAAACCAGGAGGAGGGGACUCAAGGUGGCAGUAGCGGGAAUCCCCAAGACGAUAGACAACGACAUUGCAGUGAUUGACCGGUCGUUUGGGUUCGACUCGGCUGUGGAGGAGGCUCAGCGGGCCAUCAGCGCUGCGAGGGUGGAGGUCACGAGCACUCACCGGGGCGUGGGGCUAGUGAAGCUCAUGGGGCGAUACUGCGGUCAAAUCGCCAUGCAUGCCACUCUUGCGAGCCGUGAUGUGGACUGCUGCCUCAUCCCGGAAGUCCCUUUUCAUCUGGAGGGCGAGGGCGGGCUGUUUGAGUUCAUGGAGAGGAAGCUCUACGAGAACGACCACUGCGUAAUCGUUGUGGCUGAGGGCGCGGGGCAGAGCCUGGUGGCUCAGAGCUUGCCGGGUGGGGCGGGCACGGACAAGUCGGGGAACGCUUUGCUGCUGGACGUGGGGCUGUGGCUGUCGGAACGCAUCAAGGAGCACUUCAACGCGGACAAGAAGAGCGAGAUCAGCCUCAAAUACAUCGACCCCACGUACAUGAUCAGAGCAAUCCCAGCGAAUGCUGGAGACAACAUCUACUGCACGCUGCUGGCACACGGGGCCAUCCACGGCGCCAUGGCGGGUUACUCGGGCUUCGUGGUGGGGCCAGUCAACGGCACGCAGUGCUACAUCCCCGUCAAUCAAGUGACGGCCCCCAAGUCAGUGGCCCUCACUGAUCGCAUGUGGGCACGCCUCCUCUCCUCCACCUCCCAGCCCACCUUCAUGCGCGUCAGCCAAUCCGCUGCUGCCACAUCACAACCCGGGGCAAAUGCUGACGGUGUGCCGGCGAUGCCUGACGAGGCACGGCCUGUGGAUCAUAAGCACAGGCAUGGAGGGCAUAAUCUGACACGAGCCUGGAAAGCAGCACACGUGCGUGGCGAGGAGUCGGGCACAAAUACCGCGUCUGCGUCGCCGCUGAUCCCGCGAUGGAUUUCGGGACGCGCAAACGACGCGCAACCAAGCGACGCGAAAGCGAUCGCAAGCGACGCUGAACGACGGCACACAGCGACGACGCGUGUCGCGGAGGGCGAUAAAGGCGGCGCUUCCGGACUCGCAGACCGAAUGCGGUGUGCGACAUGCGGCAGUCGCAUGGACGCGUCGCACAUGGUCGCAUCGGUGUCGUCGGCUCCACAACCACCGGGUCUCCUCCACGUGUCGCCGCGAGACGUCCCUGUUCUGACCCUCGGCUUCGUCGCAUGCUCGAUCUCCGCAGCGCUCUCCGGCAUAAUCUUCGCCGCGAUUCCCGCGCUCCUGGCGGUGCGGAAGGCGGCACAGGCAGUGGAGCGGCUGGCAGCGACGGCGAGGGAGGAGCUGCCAGGGACGAUGGCAGCAGUGAGGCUGUCAGGCAUGGAGAUCAGCGACCUCACCAUGGAGCUCAGCGACCUCAGCCAUGAGAUCUCUCAGGGAGUGCGCAGCCCUGCACGGACCUCCCGUCUUGCCGCCAGCACCAGCAACACGAAGGCCAAGGAGCAGCACACUGCUGGUGAGCGCUGUGACCGUACUGGUCUGGUGCAUGCAUCAAAUGCUGCUUCUGUUGCUUCUUCCUCCCUCCCCCCAGACUCCCUCAAGGACGCCACGGUGAUCCCCAUCCGCGUUGUAAGCCCUCUCUUCUCCUCCGCUGCCGGCGCGGUCGGCGCCGCCGCCUCCACAGUAACGUCCACAGUCGGAUCUACAGUGUCUCACGUGGGCGGCACAGUCGGGGCGGCGGCGUCGCACGUGGGCGGUGCAGCGGCUCACAUUCCCUCGGUGGUAUUCAACCUCGUGGAUUUCCUGCCGUGGGGCCACAGGAGAGGCGGUGAGGGAGUAUCCGACGGGGAAGUAAAAGAAGACGAGAAGGAUAGCCUUCGCGUCGCGAUGCAAUCGCGGGACGCGAAUGUUCCCGUCUACCGGCGAGUGCUCGGCUCCGCAUUUCUCCCGCCGGCAGAGCAGCAGCAGCACGGCGUGGAGUGGCCAACGCGGUUGCGCCACGUGUACUUAGUCGGCGUCAUAGUCGACGUGGAUAAGCUCCCCUAUAAGUUCGUCCGAUUCGCCUUAGAUGACGGCAGCAUGACCGCCGCCACCGGCGCUCGCCCCGCCCCUUCUCCCGCCCCGUCGUCCGCCCCCCCGCCCACCGCCUCCGCCCGUGUCUCCGCCCCUUCGGCUACUGUGACACCCCCAGCGCCACUUACGGGCGCGUUACCAGCCGCCGCGCCGCAACUGUCCACCGUCUGUGCCACGCGGCCUGUGCGCGCAGUGCCAUGUGUGCUGUGGCUCAACAGUCGCGAUUACGUGGAGCGCCACGUGGCGAUGCUGCAGGCAGCCACGUGUGUCCAUGUGGGCGCGCUGGUGGGCGUGCGGGGGAGAGUGACGUUGUUCAAUGGACGGAGGCAAGUCAAGGUGGACGCGGUGUACGCGAUAUCAGAUCCCAACGAGGAGAUAUUGCACUGGCUAGUCUGUCUCGAGGCUGCACGCCGGAGCUGGGGGCGUGGUGACUGA